CAGUCAUCUCCAGUGUUUGAAACGCCAGCCGGUCUGUCUUCUCCUUGUAAACUUUCAAAGUCAUGUCAGACACGGAGGAAAUUGUGGAGGAGUAUGAGCAGGAAGACGAGAAGGAUGAGAAGAAAGGGGAGGAGAAUGAGCACGAAGAAGGGUCCAAACCACGGCACAAGACAACUUAUGUGCCAAACAUGACUCCUCCAAAGCUUCCUGAUGGCGAGAAGGUUGAUUUUGAUGACCUCCACCGCAAGAGGUUGGAAAAGGAUUUCAAUGACCUCCAGGCCCUCAUAGAGCAACACUUCUCCAGCCGUCAGAAGGAAGAGGAAGAACUGAUGGCACUUCGCACCCGCAUCGAACGCCGCCGCGCAGACAGGGCCGAACAACAGCGUGUCCGCUCAGAGCAGGAGCGCGAGCGCCAAGCACGGGUGGCCGAGGAGAGGUCAAGGCGUGAGGAAGAGGCAGCCAAGGUACGAGCAGAGGAGGAUGCCAAGAAAAAGAAGAUAUUCUCCAACAAGUCAUUUGGUGGCUACCUGCAGAAAGUCGAGCAGAAGAAGGGCAAGAAGCUAACAGCCCGUGAGGAGAAGAAGAAGGCUCUGAUGGAGCGCAAGAAGCCGCUCAACAUAGACCACCUGAACCAGGAGAAGCUGGUGGAGAAGGCGCAGGACCUCUGGCAGUGGCUGUACCAGCUGCACGCCGAGAAGUUCGAGUUAGCAGAAAAGCUCAAGAAGCAGAAGUAUGAAAUCCAUGUGCUCCGAAACCGAGUCAGUGACCACCAGAGGGGCUCCAAAUUGUCCAAGACCUCCCGUGGGGCCAAAGGCAAGUCUGUCUCCAGAAAGUGAAGAGAAAAUUUCAAGACAACUGACGAGCCAAGUUCAUUCUGGACUGUUUGGUGUUCUUUAACUUGUAUCAUGAAAGCUCUCCCAGGGACUGUGCAUAAGGAUGUCUUGUUUUGGUGAAAAUAAAACAAAAUCAUGUAUCAAUUUCAUCAGUAAUUGCUUAGAUUUAGUCCACAACAAGAUUCUUUAUACAUCAUUUUGUUUUUAACAACUACACUUUCACUGUCAAAUUGUUCCUUAUUAUAGUUUGCAAAACAUUUUGCGUUUGUUUCCAGCACAUUAUAACAUUUAUCUGUGUGCUUUAGUUCUUUAAGUCUCAGUAAACUCAUUAUUAUGCUC
Messenger RNA from Nematolebias whitei (Rio pearlfish), 1172 nucleotides. It is a transcript of the gene tnnt2c, whose product is annotated as troponin T2c, cardiac. The record is from RefSeq and is a predicted model, not a curated record. The transcript has a single exon. The coding region runs from base 63 to 836 and encodes 257 amino acids. Gene Ontology annotation, cellular component: troponin complex. Gene Ontology annotation, biological process: regulation of muscle contraction; cardiac muscle contraction; sarcomere organization. Gene Ontology annotation, molecular function: troponin I binding; troponin C binding; tropomyosin binding. NCBI's taxonomy places the organism in Eukaryota, Metazoa, Chordata, Actinopteri, Cyprinodontiformes, Rivulidae.